Molecule: messenger RNA, 1650 nt
Organism: Zymoseptoria tritici IPO323
Lineage: Eukaryota; Fungi; Ascomycota; Dothideomycetes; Mycosphaerellales; Mycosphaerellaceae
Exons: 3
Cellular component (GO): nucleus
Molecular function (GO): chromatin DNA binding
Source: RefSeq, a predicted model, not a curated record
ACCCCGGCACCUCCGCUGCCGCCGCGAAUAGCGAUGCCUUUCACUAAGAAAAAUAGAGGUGGCCGCAAAAGCAGCACGCGGCUAGCCCUCACAAACACCCGAACUCCCAAAUCAUUACCCGUUGCCGACGCAUCUGACGAAGAAAUGGCGGACGCCGAUGUGGAGAUGGAUGUGGAGGACGUGCGCGAUGCGACGCCUCAGGAAGAGUUGGAUCCGGACGGGGAGGACGACGAAGCUGCUACACCCAUGGCCGACGACGACGAUGAUGAAGACGACGAUGAUGCGCAACCACAAAUUACCACCAUCCCACGACGAAGAGGGCGAGCUGGGCGACCGCGAACGCGCGUACAACACGCAGACACUCCUGAACCUGGAGACGAUGGCAGCGAGUCGGGGACACCGCGCCGAAGGAGAGGCCGGCCGCCAGGUCGGGGAGGUCGGGGAGGUGGUCGAGGUCGUGGAAGAGGAGGAAGACGAGAGGACGCACGCCAGACGGUGACCGACAAGAAUGGCAUGGUGCUGAAUGUGGUGGACGACGAGGCGCAGGUGGACGACGAUCCUGAGGGUAACGAAAAGGUGGACAGCAAAGGUCAUCUGCAAGGCGGUCGAGAAUAUCGUGUGCGCACAUUCACAAUCAUGGGCAAAGAGGAAAGACUUUAUAUGCUUUCCACGGAGCCUGCUCGAUGCUGCGGAUUUCGAGACAGCUACCUGUUCUUCACGAAGCAUCCGAAGCUGUUCAAGGUGGUAGUCGGCGACGAGGAAAAGAAGGACUUGAUCGAACGGGAGAUUCUUCCGAACAGCUACAAAGGUCGAAACAUUGGUGUGGUUACUGCCCGCUCCGUGUUCCGAGAAUUUGGCGCGAAGAUCAUCGUUGGUGGAAGAAAAGUGAUCGACGACUACAAGGUCGAGGAAGCGCGUGCAAAUGGAGAGAUCGAGGGAGAGCUCGCUGAUCCCGAUGAUCAUGUGCCGGACAAACGUGACGACUACAACCGCAACCGUUACGUCGCAUGGUUUGGUGCAAGCGAGGUGUACCGCGUGCAGGCGGGUGGUGGCACAAUGCCGCACACAAAGCAGUCUUUGGGCAAGCGGAAGAACAACAUUACAUUGCAGAAUUGGCAGUUCAUGCAUGCUAGAGAAGCAAGUCGCUUCAACACCACACUGACGUCUUUGCGACACGCAAAUCUCGAUGGUGUGUACGAUACCAACACCAACAUGAUGUUAUUUCCGAAGAUCAUGCAGCCGACCCACGCCAGAUGGGAACAGGUCCAGCCCGAAUCGACAUCAGCUGAAGCGAAACAAAUCACCAAUGGUCUGACGAAUGGCCAUCGCGAGACCAAUGGAACUCAUGAUCCAGCAGCUGCUGACGAGGCCCAAGAAUCGUCCAUCUUCUCGAACGUUCCUCCGAUCAUCUCACGGAAUUUCACAAUCGUCGACACAGUCUACAAAGCGCCGCCGAUCUCUGCCGCUGGCUAUCCUGGCCCGGAUGGGCACGUGGAAGAUCCCACCUCCGGUCCGAAUGGCCUCAGUUCAGUACCAGAUUCGCUGCUUGAUGAGCUACCCACGGACUGUCGAGCUGCAUUCGAGGAAGCGCGAGCUGCAGAAGUCGGCUGGAAGCGGCAUUGGGGUACGGAAGCACACAGUGGACACCGA